AUGAGGAACUUACGCUGCUUGAGCCUCAAAUUGGUUGCUAUCCAGUGCAAGUUCUCAGAAGAAAAAGUGACAUUAAAUUUAUGUCGCUCCUAUGAGGAUUGCUGUGGUUCAAGAUGCUGUGUAAGGGCUCUGUCUAUCCAGCGACUAUGGUAUUUUUGGUUCCUUUUGAUGAUGGGAGUUUUGUUCUGUUGCGGAGCUGGUUUCUUCAUCCGAAGGCGGAUGUACCCUCCUCCACUAGUAGAAGAACCUACUUUUAAUGUGUCUUACACCAGACAACCAGUCAACACUGCAUCAG
Messenger RNA from Eurypyga helias (sunbittern), 295 nucleotides. RefSeq names its product vesicular, overexpressed in cancer, prosurvival protein 1-like. The annotation marks the transcript as partial. Gene Ontology annotation, cellular component: cytoplasmic vesicle membrane. The record is from RefSeq and is a predicted model, not a curated record. The transcript is spliced from 4 exons. NCBI's taxonomy places the organism in Eukaryota, Metazoa, Chordata, Aves, Eurypygiformes, Eurypygidae.